AUGGAAAUUCCUGAAUUAGAAGGUCUUAGAUUAGAAGGUCCCAAAUUAGGAGUUUCGGAAUUAGAAGGUCUCGAAUUAGAAAGCAUAGAAAGUCCUGAAUUAAAAGGCAUGCAGGGUCCCAAAUUAGAAAGCAUAGAAGGUUCUGAAUUUGAUAACCCUGAAUUAAGUUCUAAAUUUGGGG
Messenger RNA from Cetraspora pellucida, 181 nucleotides. Lineage: Eukaryota; Fungi; Glomeromycota; Glomeromycetes; Diversisporales; Gigasporaceae. The record is from the annotation of a GenBank genome assembly.